CCAGUGAAAAGUCAAAUACAAUUUGUAAAUAAACAAAUGUGAAAACUUUAAUAAUAUUAUUUGUUAUCCAUGAAAACAUACAUGUAAAGUGAGAAAAUAUAUAUGUAAAAUGCAAGUUAGCACAAAUAACUAUUAUGAGGAGUGCGGACGUGAGGGCCAAAUACGCUGUAUAUUCCUAAGCGAAUUCCAUGCAACAGCUGGUUGUAAAAUUAGCUGUCAGGUACCCGCCGAUUAUGUUAGCAAAGAAGUUUUCGAUGCCAUAAAUGUAUAUAUAAUACCAAAGCCGCAUUUGCAACGUUGCAUACUCACUGUCAAUGCGAUGGACAUAAAAAUUGUUGGCUAUCCUGUGGGUAUUGAAAAUCAACAGAAAUAUGCACGCAAUGCGUUUCUCUUCAAUUUAUGCUUUGUGUGUGACUCCUGGGCACGUUCGGUGCAAUACGAACCAGUGGUCAAAAAGUUGUCGGAGUAUCUGAUAAUGAUGGAGGAAGAAUCAUGCUUUUUAUCGAAAGAAGGUGAUCACAAGUUAAAAUUGCAAAAAAUAUUUGAGACGGUUAUAAAGGAUUUGAAUGAAAAGAAAGUAACAACAAUUGUGGAGGGUGAUACCACAAUUUAUCUUAAAAUUGUUAUACACAAACCUGAUCCGCCUGUCGUUAAAGAUCAUAUGGUGCCUCUACUUUUAAAGGAUUUUAAGAAUACACCACUAGACAAAUGGGAUUUAACAACACAACAGAUACUCCCAUAUAUUAAUGGCAUCAAUCACAUUGCACGUAUUUCAGCCGAAGCGGAUGUUGAAACCAAUCUCGUCAAGUCUUGUGUACAAAAUUUAGCUUACUAUGGCGUAGUACACUUACUGCCCAUACUAAAAUAUAGCAAUGUCUAUAUGUGUACACAACAUUUGAAAAGUUUAAUUAAAAUACCAUCACUGAGCCACGCGUGCCGUAAAUAUGUGGCUUUAAAUCCGGACAAAACGCUGCCCUCCAUACAGAAAGUGUUCCAAUUUUACGCAUCCAUGACGCAUGGCGUUACACUGCGCGCUAUUUGUCAACGUUUAUGUCCACAAAAUUACAAUAUCGAUGAGCGGAAAUUAGUUAUAUUUGGUUUGCAGCAUAAGUUUAUACGUUGCAUACAUAAAUAUCCCGUUUUUACGGGCUCUGUACCAUCGGGUCGGCAAAAGAUGUAUACGGGACUAUCGAGUUUUGAUGAAAUAUGCUGUAAGACUGGUCUAUCGCCAUCGGAUAUUGAAAAGGACAUUGACAAGGAUACCAAUGUGACGGUGAUAUGGAAGUGAAGGAGGGUAGUGGCAGUGUAUGCUGUUGGGGGAAAAUUUGUGUUGCGUUCAAAUGUGAAAUAUUUAACUUAGUUUAAAGUUUUAUAAUAAAAGUUAUAUGAAUAUAUAAAAUUUAGCUUAUA
Molecule: messenger RNA, 1410 nt
Organism: Ceratitis capitata (Mediterranean fruit fly)
Lineage: Eukaryota; Metazoa; Arthropoda; Insecta; Diptera; Tephritidae
Gene: Nprl2
Product: GATOR complex protein NPRL2
Exons: 5
Coding region: 110-1288 (392 amino acids)
Biological process (GO): negative regulation of TORC1 signaling; cellular response to amino acid starvation; positive regulation of autophagy
Cellular component (GO): vacuolar membrane; GATOR1 complex
Molecular function (GO): GTPase activator activity
Source: RefSeq, a predicted model, not a curated record